GUCGUACUUAUGGACAUCAAGGUUAACAUCGAUGGAGUACUUAGAGAAGUGUGUGGAGUUAAUGAAGGAACAACAUGUGAAGAAGUGAUUUUCAAGCUUGCACAAAUUGCUAGUUUGCCUGGAUUCUAUACUCUGGUUGCCAGCUGCAGAGAUAAAGAAAUUACACUAUCUCCAGAAGAAAAAAUUAUAAAUUUCAUUAAAGAAACUAAAGAAAAUCCAUCUAACAUAUGUUUUAUUCUUCGUCGAUUGGAGGCUGUAUCUCCUUUCUCUCCGAAAAUCCCCAAAGCAUAUCCUCCUAUUCCCAAUCAUCAACCGACAAGUCGUCCUCAUCAACAGCCAUCUCGUAGUUCAUCACGACGUUCUAAUGUUCCAGUGACAUCUGAAAAUAAAGAAUUAUAUUCCUCUACUUCAUCAUCCUUACCGAUUCCAGCUCAACAAUAUGCUAGCUCUGCAAAGCAAUCAAGAAUUUAUCGUUGUGAUCCUAGUCAUGAACUAAUUCAUUCUACAUUAGUAACCAGUGCUGCUGGUGAAGAAAAAUCAUAUCACGAUGUUGAUCAAUAUAAUCAACUUAAAGAUCAAUUGGCAUAUCAAGAACAACAAGUUGAACUCAAUCGGAUACGGUUGCUUCGAUUAGACAAGGAAAUCAAUCAUUUAGAACAGUCAGCCCGAUUUGGUGGUAAUAACAACAAUAGUAAUAGUAAUAAAGAUGGUUAUUCUACAUUGGAUUUAUUAAGUGGAUCGGCUGUUGGUCCUGUGGCAGAAUUGGCCCAACUAGCAGCUACACCAUGGUCACAACUAUUAGAUACAAAUCGUGCCAGACAACGUGAAUUAUUAUCAGAAUGUGAACGGCAUAAAAUUGCUAUCGACCAAGUGGAUACUCAUUUAGCUAAAACAAAAAUGAAUUUAUCUCAACUAGAAAAUCAAAUCAGUCAAGAGCUAAAUCAAUUGCUCAAUGAAUUGGAAGGAUAUAAUCAACAUAGAAGGUUACUACUGAAAUCAGCCGGAAGUAGUAGCUCACAACCUCGUCCUAGAACAACUAUCAAUAACCCAUCAGAGGUGGCAAGCGAUGGUGUUGCUGUAUAAAAUAAAUGAAUUAUACUACCGUCAUAUUAUGUCCAAAUAUUUGAACAUAAACACAAUAAAUAUUAUCUCAUGUAAAUUAUCUAGUUUCAUGAAGGUACAAUCUUUUUUUAUUUUCAUGAUAAUCUUUUUUCCUAAUAUACAAUAUUCUAUGCAUAA
This is a messenger RNA of Schistosoma margrebowiei, 1239 nucleotides long. NCBI's taxonomy places the organism in Eukaryota, Metazoa, Platyhelminthes, Trematoda, Strigeidida, Schistosomatidae. The record is from the annotation of a GenBank genome assembly.